AUGGCCCAUAACCUGAAGUUCCUGUUAGUCUUAAUUUUGGUUAAUUUUUCCGGGUCUGACGACCCAAAGUCGAAUAUUCUAAGGCUCAGCAGGCCCAAAUCUACGACACUUAGAUCUACAAGUGAUUUUAAGGUUGAUGACAACAGUGAUAAUGAAAAAACCGAAGUUUUGAGAGAUCGGCUGCUGGCUUUCAGUAAAAAUAAUCCAGAGUCGGAUUGGAAGACUUAUUUGAAGAUUGUCAAUGACAAAAAUGAGACUGAUGGUGUCAGUGAUCUAGAUCUUGAGUUCUCUAAAGAUAAAUUUGAGCUUAACGCUAACAGUAUUCAGUGGUUGAAUGAUAUAUACGAUCCGUUAAGAUGGCACCGAAUUCCCGGAAAAUUGACACCCCAGUGUCUCAGAGACAUGGAAUUGUUCAUCAAUUCGCUGAGGGAUGGAAAACUUUGGGCUGCUAAGAUGUUAGACGCAAGCGGCCGAUACAAUUCGCAGUUUCACUUUGGAAAUGGAUUCUGGCUCGGCUCCAGCUCCCUCUGCAAAGAAUUGAAUACCACCGACGAGGAUGGUAUCAGUCCGAUAAAUCCAAUUAUUUCUAAUGACGAGUUACCGCCAUAUUUAAUUAAGUUUCAUGUUGUUCGAAUGGGGUUGUCAUUUCCACGCAAUAUUGAACCUUCCACUCGUCAAAUAUUCUUAGGACUAUGUUUACCUGCAACCUGCGACCGAAUUUCCUUAGGCUCGAUGUUAAGGACAAGCGUGGAACGGGUUGAAAGGCUUGGAAAUGGGACUCACGGGCCCCAUGGCCCAAAAAUCACAAUUGUUACAGUGAAGCCAGUGCCCUCUAGCGACUACUCGGUCUGGAAUGAUUCGAAAUUAUAUAUUCUUGGAGGAGUAGGCGGAGUAAUAGCGCUACUAAUGCUAAUAGCAACAGUAUAUGAUUAUCGUCGGCUAACAGAAGACCCAGACAUUGAAUCAACAGCUCCAGGGAGAUUUUGGAUGAAAUGUCUCUUAUCAUUCAGCCCAAUAGAAAAUGGCUCAAAAAUUCUCUCCACUGACCCCGCAGCCCGCGACAACUUGACUUGUCUCCAUGGACUACGAGUCCUUUCUUUAGGAUGGGUCAUCCUGGUCCACACUUAUCUGCAAGUAUUCUCAAUUGCCGAGAACAAGACCUUACGCACGGUCACUGAAAGGAAUUUUAUGUUCCAGACUAUUAGCAACGCUACCUUUUCCGUUGACACUUUUUUCUUUAUUAGUGGACUUUUAGUGACAAUUCUGUUUUACCGAUCAAUGGGGGCUAUCAAGAGUGAUAGCAAUAAUUUUUUACGAUCAAGUUCUACAAAAUUUUUUAUCAUGGUACUCUACAGAUUUGUCAGGUUAACACCAGCGUACUUAUUUGUACUGGGAAUAAACGAGCUAGCGAUAAAACAAGCCCAGGCAACAACAGUAUUCUCCCCAGUGAUAAUAGACCAAGUGACUUGCGAAAAAUUCUGGUGGCGCAAUGCUCUCUACCUCAACUCCCUUUUUCCACGCUCUGAAAUGUGCAUGCUCUGGAGCUGGUACAUGGCCAAUGACACUCAAUUUUACGUCCUGGGGAUUUUGCUCCUGAUACUGAGCGUUAAAUAUUUCAAAGCUGUCUCUGUAGCGGUUGUGCUAUUGAUUGUCUCGUCUUGGUUUACUACUUUUACUGUCGCUUACUCCAAUGACUAUAUUGCCAGGAUACAAGAACCCUUCGCACUGUUCGACGAAUUAUACGACAAGCCAUGGCUAAGAGCAGGCCCCUACUUUAUCGGGACAAUAACCGGGUGGAUGUUAUUCAAAACAAACUGCAAGAUCCACACCCCUGGGUGGGCGAAAAUUAUCGGGUGGAUAAUUUCAAGCGGGAUAAUGCUCGCUGUUGUUUACGGUCUCUACCCCGGUAACAUGACAGUUACCGUGAGCUCCCUCUACGCGGCGCUGGGUCACACCGCAUGGGCACUCGCUGUUUCAUUCAUCGUCGUCCAGUGUUGCACCGGAUCAGCCGCUAUUGUUAAUAGUUUUUUGUCAUUAAGGCUUAUUUACCCGAUGUCACGGCUCACCUACUGCGCUUAUCUAGUUCAUCCUGUUAUCAUGAUGAUUACCAGCAUGCAAAUGGACGGGCCUUUGCAUAUACACAAUGGACUUGUUCUGACAGUGUACUUCGGUAACUUGGUGGCGUCUUAUCUGAUGUCCUUCUGCAUAUCCUUGGCCCUGGAAGCGCCGGUUGUAAAUUUACUAAAAAUAGCGUUCGCUUCAAACAAAAGAUCGCUAAAUCGAUAA
Cotesia congregata is the source of this 2286-nucleotide messenger RNA. NCBI's taxonomy places the organism in Eukaryota, Metazoa, Arthropoda, Insecta, Hymenoptera, Braconidae. The record is from the annotation of a GenBank genome assembly.